This is a messenger RNA of Ctenocephalides felis (cat flea), 3568 nucleotides long. RefSeq lists its product as uncharacterized. Gene Ontology annotation, cellular component: membrane. Gene Ontology annotation, biological process: proteolysis. The record is from RefSeq and is a predicted model, not a curated record. NCBI's taxonomy places the organism in Eukaryota, Metazoa, Arthropoda, Insecta, Siphonaptera, Pulicidae. Gene Ontology annotation, molecular function: protein binding; serine-type endopeptidase activity. The transcript has 17 exons.
AUGGUCCCGACCCCCUAUACUAUUGCAAAUGUUCUCGAAGAAGAGUAUUUGCCGAUGCCGUUCUCUCGCAAACGAAGAGCUGUGCGUGGCGUAAAUGUAAUAGAGUCCCUGUUCAAUGCCCCCUGUGUUAUAUCAAGGGUUGUUUCCAGCGAGCGGAGUGCCAUGGCUGAGGCGCACCGCAGACGAUCGCUGUCCAUCAGCCGGGCGGCACAGAAGAACGACCUCGCCGUCACCGGACUCACAGUUCAGGACGAUUACAGGCCGAGGCCCGGGCGAACAGGCAGCCUCGCGCGGCCGGCUGGAGCCGGCGACCAGGAGCGCGCUUUACUCGACCUGCUCGACGCCGAGCAAUCGCUUCUCAGUCCUGUCGACCUCGGAUCCCUCGGAGUCACGAGGAGACAUUCUUCACACCAUUGCCCGACCCGCAGCAGCAACAACGCCGCACAGACCGCGGCGAGCGCGGGCUCUGCUGAAGCCACGACCCAGCAAUCGAGAAGCAGGGAGCGGUCACCAGAGCCGCAGCCCAUGUUACAGGCACUAGUAGUACCCCCUCCGAUACCACAACGACCGCCCGCAGUGCCAAAGCGAACGCUACCGUCCACCGCAAACGCUUCGCCGCAAACAUCGAACGCGUCGUACUGUGUCAGCCGCGCUGUUAACGCGCAAUCGGCGGACGCGACGGCAUUGCCGGCCAUUCCGCCGCAUCCGAACCGCAAUCGCAGGACCGACAGUCAGAUGGGCGGUGUGCCGCCGCGCAUUCCACCGCCGCCGCCUCCGCCGCCCCCUCAAAGAAACAACCCAAACAAUAACGGCAACAGCAACAGCACCAACAACAACAAUUUUGGAGCCAUGAACAACCUUAACAACGUCACAAGUAACAUGGUUGGAAACAUGAACACUAUAAAUAAUCUUAAUAAUGUGAAUCAUAUUAACAAUCUUGCAAACAUGAACAGCGGAAAUGGCAUGAACAUCUCGAAUGUAGGUACAAAUGGUGCAAAUGGAAAAACUAUGCACAGUAACAAGCCGCCGCCACUAUCGCACAUUCACGGUAAUCCGGCCGCGUCUUCGGGUAUCGCGUUGGUCAACGGCAGACAAGAUUCGAACGUUUCCAGCGACAGUUUUAGCCAGAAUUCGUCACCAUCGUAUACUACCAAAACCAUGGAAGCACCACUACUGGGCAACCGAGGUACAUCGGCCGGUCGAAAUGCAAGAGCCUGUGUUUCACCUGGUUGCUGUGUUCCUGGCGGAGCGGUCAGGACAGCCGGCGGUCCAGGUUCUGGGCCCGUACCUGAUGGCUUGGUGGAUCCCCAAACAGCAGCGCUGACAAAGAGUUUGUCUACGCCGGCAGGACUUCAAACUGUCGUGCGUUUUCAUGAUGGAUCCAACAUGUCACUUCAUCAUAGGAUAAUACGAGAUAUGCGACGCACAUCAAACCCCUAUGUAACGCGUGGUCGCCUUCGCUUUAGGUUCGCUCAGGUGCUAUUAAAUGCGGUUGCUCUCCUUGCGAUAGCAGGAGGUUUGGCUGCCUACUUUCGUGCCUAUCCCGUGGUUCAAAUUGUCAACCGAACGAUAACAACGACUACGACUUACGCUGAUCCAGCAACGGCCGACUCCAAUCCCUUGCCGGGCAUUUGUUUGCCGGUUAUUGUUAACUUCUGCCACGUGCAUCGGAUGCCCUAUAACUUCACAGUGUAUCCCAAUUACAUCGGACACUACAGUCAGCGAGACGCGCAAUUGGAUCUAGACAUAUACGAUGCUGUUGUAGAUGUUAGAUGCUACGAUUUAGCUGCCCUGUUUCUGUGCUCGGUUUUUGUCCCGGAAUGUGAUCCCAGCACAGGUGUAGCUCGGUUACCUUGCAGAGCGCUAUGUGUAGAAACAUUACGCCGUUGUGGAUUCUUUUUGAAUGUUUUCGGUUUGGCAAUGCCGACAUUUUUCCAAUGCGAAACAUUUCCCGAUACCAAAGAUUGUGUUGGAUGGCAAGAAGUCGAAGAAGAACGGCGAAAAGCUCAUAAACCAAUUUGCCCGUACGGUUUCCAAUGCGAUGUGACUCGUUGUAUCCCUUCUGACUGGCGCUGUGACGGUCACGUCGAUUGCGCUGAUCAGUCGGACGAGCUGAACUGCCGCAUGUGCGGCCGCGGCACCAUCCAUUGCGGCGAAAGAAAAUGUAUGGCCCGAAGACACAUGUGCGACGGGGUUGUCGACUGCCCAUGGGGACAAGACGAACGAAAUUGCUUACGAUUGAGCGAGCGCAACGGCGAUAUGGGGAGUGGAAAACUGCAAAUCUAUAAACCAGAUGCCCAGCAGUGGAUGCCUGCAUGUAUAACACAUUGGGACGACGAAACGCCAAAACUUGUUUGCAAAAUGCUAGGAUAUGGAGCCGUAAAUUCAAGUAAGAUUUCAAUGAACGAUAAAGAAAUGGCUAUAGCUCCCCCUACGAAAGAUACACCAACGGUUUGGCGUAUGUAUCAAAAAAAGAAAACAAAUUUUUUCAAAGAGUUUGUCUCCUGCAACAUGGCUAAUUCAUAUGCUACAGCUGAUCUUACUUGUUCCGAUUAUGAAUGUGGCAAAAUACGUACGCUUGUCAACAUGCAACGAGCAAGUGCGCGCAUAGUUGGCGGUGUUGAGUCAGCACCAGGCGACUGGCCGUUUCUUGCUGCGAUUCUUGGAGGACCAGAACAGAUUUUUUAUUGUGCUGGUGUACUUAUAGCCGAUCAAUGGGUACUCACUGCAGCACAUUGUGUUGGAAAUCACUCGGACGUCGGAGGAUGGACAAUUCAACUGGGCUUGACCCGCCGCCAUGCUCACUCGUACUACGGCCAGAAAGUCAAAGUUCGAAAAGUGGUUCCUCAUCCUCUAUAUAACUUGGAAUCGGCUCAUGAUAAUGACGUAGCGCUAUUUCAGCUGUCCUCGCGCGUAUCAUUCCAUGAUCACUUGCUUCCUGUUUGCUUACCUCCACCUAAUUUUGAAUUAAAACCCAAUACUAUGUGCACAGUCAUCGGCUGGGGAAAGACAGAAGAUAAACACAGUAAGUAAAAACUGUCGGAGUACGAACCGGCAAUCAAUGAGGUUCAAGUACCAGUCCUUCAUCGCGACAUAUGCAACGCCUGGAUGGAACAUCAAGGUCUAAACGUUACCGAAGGAAUGAUAUGCGCUGGCUAUCCUGAGGGUGGAAAAGAUGCUUGUCAGGGCGAUUCAGGCGGUCCACUUCUUUGCCGCGAUCCUCUCGACUGGGAGCGCUGGUUCGUCGGAGGAAUCGUCUCCUGGGGAAUAAAGUGCGCACACCCGCGACUUCCUGGUGUUUAUGCGUACGUGCCAAGAUUUGUUCCUUGGAUUCGGCAGCAGAUGCAAAUAUAUGGGAGUACCGCAGUAUAAAUUCGAGCGAUUUGCCUAAGAAUUACUGAACUAAAACAUGGAUUAAAAUGAAACAAAACUUCUUCAACACAAUUUAUCUGAUAGGAAAUUAUAAUAACUACAAUGCAAUGGGUGGUUUCUGAAACGCUGCUAAGUAAGGCGGAAAUAAUUUCUAUAACUAACGACUAAUUAACUGAUCGUAACUAUACCUUUUAUA